UGCUUCAUCUGUCCACUGGUGAAUCUGCCUUCUUCAUUUCUCCUUCAGAGACUCGUUCAAACCUCGCUCCGCUCAUCAGAUCGCUGAAGGUCUGUUCAUCAGUGUUCCAGUCCCAUCAGCUCCUCUGUGUGUGUGUGUGUGUGUGUGUGUCUGAUGGUCUGACCGUGAGUCAGUGAGUAUAAUCGCACCGUAUUUAGCGUUUGGACUCAGACGUGUGUCUUCAUGCGUCCCGUGUCCUUGCGCACGUGAUCGAGCUCUGAUCCUCUUUAAGCACGGAAGCAGACAGACGGGAUUGUUGUUGAACAUGGAUUUAUCGGCGCUGCUCCACAUUCACUCCAAUCACUUCAUGUUCCUGCUGUUUCCUGGAGAGAGAAACUCAAUCAGUCGUGCUGUUCAUCAUAAACCAGUCCAAAUCUGCAGCUCACACGACAAAAACAUGAACUAGAAUUAAGAUGAUGAGAAUCCUGUCAUUUAUUGUCCCAGUGAAACAGGAUAAACCAGUGUUUCAGAUCAUUUCAUACAUGCACAGAUACAUGCAUUCAGUGACGGUUUAGUAAAAAAUAAUGUUUUUGAGAUUAACUUUUAAAUAUGUUAAUAUGAUAGUUAUUUUUGAUGAUUUUAUCCUAAUUUAGUCCAUUAGUUCAUUCAUUCCCUGGGAAUUAAACCCAUGACUUUUAAUUUUUAAGACUUUUUAUUUAUUAUUAUUUAUAAUGUUAAUUAAAUGCCAAGUAUAAGUUAUUUCAUAGAAUCAGCCAGAAUUUCUGAUGCUGUUAUUUCAUGCAUGGAUGGAGAAUGAAGCUGUAAUGAAAUGCAUGAAUAUGUGUCUGUAUGAUUAUAAAUGUGCAGCAUUGACACAAUGAGAGAUUAUGAUUGUCUUAAUUAAACUCUGAGCUAACGAACAUACGGCGCACCGAAUAUUACUCACACAUCAGCAGCUCUGUCUGAUAAUGUGUCAGUUUUCAUUUCAUUAUUUCAUCUGAUUCUCUGGAGUGAAACAAUGUUUCCUCUUUGAUUUAAAGUGUUUGUCAUCUUCCUUUAAACUAAAUGACACUUGAUGUCUGAUGAAGACCAAACGCUCUCUAAGAAACUGCAUGUUGGCAGAAUAUUUAAAGUUUUAAGCAUAAACCUCAAAACGUUUGUGUGAAUGAGUCCGCAUCAGAUCCGCUUCAGUUCACACAGACUGUUUUCACACUGAAUGCUGUUUUCUCUCGUUUUAAUGCUGUUUUACAGGGAAAGGACAUGAAUGAAGAGCAACAAACACCUCAGAUCAGCGACACAAGCUCUUGAGACGCUUACAGACUGUAAUCUGUCAUGACAUCAUGAGUGUGUGUGGAUUAAGGAGCUGAUCUGAGGUGUGAAGCGCAUGCGUGUGUGUGUGUUUGUCUGUAGAUCAGGAGUUUGUGUCUCAGUCUCUGUUGUUGUGAGGUGAUGGAGGUGCUGAUGGAGCCCUGUGACGGAGCCGCACAGAGAGACGUGUUCAGCGGCGAGUGUCUGCUGCCGCCCGACACAGACUUCAUGAUCGAUGAGCAGAGUUCUCACGCCAGCGGGAUGGAGGUGAUCGAUCGCCUCACGUUCCUGGAGCAGCGCGUUCAGAUGCAGGACGACGAGAUCCAGCUGCUGAAGAUCAACAUGGCCGACGUUCUGAAGAGACUCAACAUCUCAGAGGAGCACAGGAGAACACCGGCCAAAGCGGCUCGUCCCGCGUCUCUGUGUCUGCCUCCUAAAGCGCCGAUCGGCUCCUCAUCCUCGUCUCUGAGGAAGAGCUCCAGCUCCACGCUGCCCUCUUCACCCUCCUCCAGGAACUACAGCCCCGCGCCCGCCGCAAAGAGGUCUCCUGCUGGAAACACUAGAGACACUCUGAGCGCUAAAGUAAAGACGAGCUCGAGCUCCUGCAGGAAAGCGCUGGAGAUCAAACCAAAGGAAACCAGCGCAGGAAAAACAGGCUCCAGACGCGUCAUUCACUGCAAAGUGACUAUGCAGAUCUAUCUGAUGCCGCUGUCAGGAAGGACUGGGUCGGCUGAGCCGGUGCCGGUGGUGUCGUCCGUGUCUCUGCGGUCCGGCUCGAGUCCGUUGAGCGGAUCUGCAGUGGAAACCCGUAAAACAGUCGUCCAGAAGAGCUCCGGUCAGAAGGCCUCGCUCCGGGACGCCCCGAACCACAAGACCCCCAUCAAAUCCCCCAGUCAAUACUUCCAGAUCUGUUACUGAAGUACCGAAUCACUCACACAAUCACCCACAUCCUUCCUGUUACACUCACUCUCAUUCCCUCAGUAUUAGUGAUUGUGGAGAAUAACACUUCCUCCAGUGUAAAAGUCCAUCUCCUGUUGUCUCUCACAUCAAACUCCAGCCACAUAUUUGUUUAGAGCUGUUUGGUUUGUAAACGCUGCUUGAUCUGUGCAGAUUUCUCUCCUGAUUCAGACCAGACCACUUUUUCACUGGAGGAAGUGUUAUUAUGGAUUACGGACUCAUAUUUUAGUUAAAAACGUCUUGAUGAUUGAUUUGUUUCUUAG
Labeo rohita (rohu) is the source of this 2507-nucleotide messenger RNA. RefSeq names its product echinoderm microtubule-associated protein-like 1. The record is from RefSeq and is a predicted model, not a curated record. Lineage: Eukaryota; Metazoa; Chordata; Actinopteri; Cypriniformes; Cyprinidae. The transcript is spliced from 8 exons. The coding region runs from base 1429 to 2205 and encodes 258 amino acids.